AUGAUGGAGGCGGUCAGUGCCACCUCGCUGGAUCCCCCCCAUGGUGUCUCGGAGUGGGCCAUUUCCGGGCUGCACGAGGCCCCCGCGACGACGGUGCGGCCCAGCCGCGUCCACGAGUCGGUGCUAUCCGUCGAGGGCAGGGUCGUCGACGCCAAGGAGCUCGGCGGCCAUGCGACGAAGCCGGGCAUGAGCGCCGCGGGCGUGGUGCUCAUCCAGGCCACGCGGUUCUGGGUGCGCGACGACGCCGCCAACGACGACGCCAGCCACGUUGCGCUCGACAAGCUCCGGCCGGUCGCGCAGCUCGGCGGCAUGUCCUACGGGCGAAUCACGUCGACGUUUGAGCUGCCCAGGAAGCGAUGGGCGGAUGAAAAGGCAAACUCUGCGCUGUUGUCUAGCCUCGAGUCGCACCAAGAGUAA
Messenger RNA from Akanthomyces muscarius, 417 nucleotides. RefSeq lists its product as uncharacterized. NCBI's taxonomy places the organism in Eukaryota, Fungi, Ascomycota, Sordariomycetes, Hypocreales, Cordycipitaceae. Bases 1 to 417 code for a protein of 138 amino acids. The transcript has a single exon. The record is from RefSeq and is a predicted model, not a curated record.